This is a messenger RNA of Brenthis ino (lesser marbled fritillary), 792 nucleotides long. NCBI's taxonomy places the organism in Eukaryota, Metazoa, Arthropoda, Insecta, Lepidoptera, Nymphalidae. The record is from the annotation of a GenBank genome assembly.
AUGUCGAGUUAUGGGAGUACUUCACCAUCAGACGAAGGCUUCGACCGAUACGAGCCACCCUUCUACUGUCCACCUUCACAUCAAGGUAGUCCAUUGGACGGUGGAGUGUAUUGGCCGGCGGGCGAGGGUCACGAGUUCGAUGCUCAGGACAUGUAUCACGACACCAACAACUACAUAGGCAGAAAUUAUGGUUAUGAAGAAAUGCAAAUAUCAACAAAUGAAACCUACGAAGCAUACCACAGUAACGUGAUGCAUCACAGCUAUACACAAAAUAAUCCAGGCUUAGAUUGCGAUAUGCAAACUUUGCCCCGGUACGAUCGACCGCCACCCUCUUUUGUAAGGGUGGUCAAGAGAAGAACGACAGCAAAUAAGAAGGAAAGACGUCGAACUCAAAGUAUUAACACUGCAUUCACUGAUCUAAGAGAAUGUAUACCGAAUGUGCCGCCAGAUACAAAAUUGUCUAAGAUGGUGCGACCGAGAUCGCAGAGCAUCAAUACCGCGUUCUCUAAACUAAGAGAUCGCAUUCCAAGCGUUCUUCCUGACACUAAGAUGACUAAGAUAAAAACUCUCCGUCUGGCAACUUCGUACAUAUCGUAUCUCCUGAAGGUGUUGGAGACGGAUGGAGAGCCAGCAGGAGGGUUCAGGGCUGAGCUUCAUCACACGCCGCCUAGACGGAGAAAUGCUGAACAUAAUUCACAGAAUAAUGCAUCUGAGAAAAAAGGUAAAGGACGAACUGGCUGGCCCCAACAUGUUUGGGCUCUAGAAUUGAAAAGUGAACAGAACCUGCAAACA